This is a messenger RNA of Clonostachys rhizophaga, 345 nucleotides long. The record is from the annotation of a GenBank genome assembly. Lineage: Eukaryota; Fungi; Ascomycota; Sordariomycetes; Hypocreales; Bionectriaceae.
AUGAAGCUCACCAUCCUCGCCGCCCUCGGGCUCGUCCCCGUCCUCCUCGCCGCCCCUGUCCCAGAGGCCGAGCCCGAGGCCAACCCAGCCCCAGCCCCAGAGGCCAACCCAGGCGACUAUGGCGACUACGGGGACUACAAGAACACCGGGGUGGGCAAGUACGGCGACUACGGUGACUACAAGCAGCCCCCAAAGGGAGGGUACGGCAGCUAUGGCGACUACAAGGACGUCAAGCCCGGGCCCCCUACCUAUGCCAGCUACGGCGACUACAAGGACACUGGCAAGCCGACCACCUAUGGGGACUACGGAAACUAUGGAAAGUACGGCAGCUAUGGCAAGUACUAG